GUUUUAAUUUGACAUUUGAUGAUUUGAACGUGCAUUUUCAUUUUAUUGUUGUUUAUAUGUUUAUAUCCAGUGAUCACUGCAUUCACUGCUACAAUUUAUCUGAUCUCCAAUUUAUACAAUUUAAAUUAAACGUGCCGAAACAUAUAAAUAUACAUGAAGAAAUAAAAUAUUAAUUUUAAACAUCUACUACAACUUUUGCGUAAAUAUGACUAAAAAUUCACCGAUACGGUCUAGACGAUCGAUUCACGACGAUAUUGAUAACUUCCAUUCGGAGGAUAGUAAUACAGAAGAGGAAGAAACUGUUCCCGAUUUACUGGACAAUAGUCAAUCAGAAGAAUACUUUUUCGAACAAGAAAUCAAACACCGAAAAGGCGAUAAUAAUCAUUCUGAGACACAAUAUAACUGGUACUUAUUAAUUGGAAUACUGAGUGUCAUUGGGUUACUAAUAGGAUUAUAUUAUUCUGAAAAUGAUAAUAAUCCAAAUGAUAACGAUAAAAGUCUUGAAAUAUUAAAAAAGCAAUUUCCUAAACAAAACAUCGACUUUUGGUUAUCUAUUCAAGUAACUGUAGAUGAUAUAGUUAAGUACAGUCAAACGAGCUCGAUAAUACUGGUGCAUGAGACAGAUAACAUGAAAAAAUUGUUAGAAAGCAUAUCCGAUUAUGCAUCAGUGAAAAUACUCGAUCGAGUCGCCGAUCCUCUCGUUUUGGACGGAGUAAAUUUAAAUAAAGACAAGUAUUUGAAAGACUACGGUGCUUUUAUAGAAGACGUUAGAAGAGGAAUAUCGAAAAAGGCCGUUGUGAUAGUGAGAAACGUGGACAAAGUUCCCAGUGCAGUUGCUCAAGCUUUCCACCAAUUGUGCGACCAAUACAAUCCUGUUAAGAGACACAUGUUGUACAUUUUCACCAUAAAAGCGCCCAGCAAUCCUUCUAAAUUAAACCAAUUUGUAGAAAACUUGCUCCGGACCAACUGGAGUUCAAUGCAUAAUGAUAAAUUCCACGCAUUGUUUACCAGAUUAGGCACGUUUAUUUUGCCAAUAAGUUAGUACUAUAUGUACAAUAAAAACUAUUUUUUCCUA
Molecule: messenger RNA, 1075 nt
Organism: Phyllotreta striolata
Lineage: Eukaryota; Metazoa; Arthropoda; Insecta; Coleoptera; Chrysomelidae
Source: the annotation of a GenBank genome assembly